Messenger RNA from Trichomycterus rosablanca, 1655 nucleotides. RefSeq names its product solute carrier family 22 member 4-like. NCBI's taxonomy places the organism in Eukaryota, Metazoa, Chordata, Actinopteri, Siluriformes, Trichomycteridae. Gene Ontology annotation, cellular component: membrane. The coding region runs from base 1 to 1608 and encodes 535 amino acids. Gene Ontology annotation, biological process: transmembrane transport; quaternary ammonium group transport. Gene Ontology annotation, molecular function: quaternary ammonium group transmembrane transporter activity. The record is from RefSeq and is a predicted model, not a curated record. The transcript has 10 exons.
AUGUCCUCCCUGGACUAUGAUGAAGCAACCUCCUUCCUGGGAGAAAAGGGACCCUUCCAGAUCAGCAUCUUUUUCCUCCUCAGCCUCAGCAUUGUGCCCAACGGGUAUGUUGGCAUGUCCAUGGUCUUUCUUGCAGACACGCCUGAAUUCCAAUGCAAGUCGCCUCAGCUGAAUGGCACAAGUGAAAACUCCAGCAGGACAGAAUAUGAAGCUGACAAAGGAAAUGGCACUAACGGCUGCCUGCAGCACUGGAAUCAGAACGGCAGCAGUGAGCCGUGUGUGGAUGGAUGGAAGUACAGUACAGAGCGCUACGAGUCUACUAUAGUGACUGAGUGGGACCUGGUCUGUGGAGAUGCCUGGAAGGUUCCCUUCAGUCUGUCCAUCUUUUUCUUUGGGGUGCUAUUGGGAUCGUUCAUAUCUGGAGAACUAUCUGACAGGUUUGGCCGGAAGACGGUCCUGUUUGCCACCAUGGGUGCCCAGGUUGUGUCUAGUCUGCUCCAAGUUGCUUCUGUCAACUGGGAAAUGUUCUGUGUGUUAUUCUGUCUUGCUGGAUUUGGUCAGAACUCCAACUACAUGGCAGCCUUUGUGUUAGGCUCAGAGUUGCUGGGGAAGGACUUGCGGCUGGCUUUCUCUGUACUGGGAGUGUGUGCCUUCUAUGCAUUGGGUUAUGCUCUCCUCCCUCUCUUUGCUUAUUUUUUGAGGAGUUGGAGGAUCCUGCUGACAGCCCUUUCCCUGCCUGCACUACUCUACAUUCCCCUCUGGUGGUUUAUUCCAGAAUCUCCUCGCUGGCUGCUGUCCAAAGGCCGGGUUGAAGAAGCGGAGAACAUCAUUAGAGCAGCAGCAAAGAAAAAUGGAAUCACUCCACCUGAAAUUAUAUUUAAGGAUUCAAAAUUUAUCAUCUCUGAGUCCAAAGAUUCUGGUGCCACUUACACGUACAUGGAUCUAAUCAGGACCCCCAAGAUCAGGAAUUUAACUCUGCUGAACAGUGUUGUAUGGUUCACCAUCACCAUCAGCUACUUCGGACUUUGUUUGAACACUCCCAACAUGAUCGGGGACCCGUACCUAAACUGUCUGUUCUCAGCUCUCACUGAGAUGGCGGCGUACGCUCUGACCUGGCUUCUGAUCAAAAUGCUCCCAAGGCGAGCGCUCAUCACCGGCCCGCUGCUGAUGGGUGGAUUCGUCUUGCUGCUCAUCUUGGCCGUACCUCGAGAAUAUGGUGGUGUGACUGUGGCACUGGCCAUGGUGGGUAAGCUUGGGGUCACGGCAGCCUUCUCUGUCCUGUACAUCUCGACUGCGGAACAGUUUCCGACUGCAAUGCGUGGAAUGGGCAUGGGCAUCUGCAGCAUGUUCUCGAAGGUUGGCAGCACCAUCUCUCCAUUCUUCCCCUACUUUAGCUAUUAUGAUCAGGUUCUGCCCUACAUUCUGAUGGGAGUGCUGACACUGUUAGCCGGGCUGCUGAGCACUCUGAUGCCAGAGACACGAGGCAUUCCCCUCCCUGAGGCUCUCUCACAAGUGCAGACACUAAACUGGUGGUGGUGUAGAACGGGACGGCAUGGAAAGAGUCACAGACCAGAGAAAACACACGUCUAUCAGGCAACCAAGCUUUGACGUCAGUAGUCAACCCUCUGAUCCUGUUCAGGCAUAUGGACUUUCUA